AUGGCCGCCAGACCUCCGGCAACUCAUGUCAUCCUAACGGAUCCGUAUGGUGGGAAGGGGGCUACAAUCAUGGCGGCCACCUGGGCGCAGGCUGCUGUGGCCCUCACGUUCAUGCUGUUGCGCACUUACACCAAUGUUUUUAUCGUGAAGUCAUUCAAAUGGGAUUACUUUUGGGCCAUGUUAAGCUUCGUUUGUGCAAUGAUAGCUCAAGCAAUGAUAACAAUAUCUUGUCUGUCGGGCCUGGGCAACCACACAUGGCUCUUGUGGGGACCUCAGCUGGCCAAAGCCAAUCUCUACGCCUGGAUAGGCCAGAUUAUCUGUAUUCACAGCAUUGGUUUUGGCAAGAUUGCGGUCAUUGCUUUCCUCUUGCGUAUACAAUCUGGUACCAAUAGCAAGAGCAAAACGUAUCUGAGAUACUUCCUCUAUUUCGUGGCUAUCAGCAACAUUAUCCUCAACAUAAAUCAAACUGUCCUGAUUCUGCUGUCUUGCAACCCAACGGCUAAACUUUGGGAUCACUCUCUGCCAGGAAGUUGUGGAGGUGAGGAGAGGCAUACUCACGGAGGAUACUUUCAAGGCAGUUGGGCAGCCGUGAGCGAUGUCGUCCUCGCCUUGUAUCCAGUCAUUGUUUUCUGGAAUCUCAAGAUAUCUCUAAGAAUGAAAAUUGGCCUCUGCCUUCUCAUGGCAGGAGGUCUGGUGGCUGCUGUUGGUGGUGUCAUGAAGACGAUCAACAUCAAAUUCAUCGAAGCCCAGGACGACAAGAACUAUUUCAUUGCCAACCUCGUCAUCUGGGCUUACACCGAAUCGUGGCUGAUUAUCAUUCUGGGAUGUCUACCACCCCUCCGUCCUCUGUUCGUCACAAUGUUCUACCGACUCCAUAGCACCUACAAAGGAUCCUACAAGCGCUCAGGCUACUACAACCAUACGUCUGAUGCUGAUAACGUCCCCAUCCAAAUGUACCCGGCGUCUCAUACAGCCUCGGCACACAAGGCGACUAACAUGUUUGGUGACACGGAGAGUGAAAGAAAGAUUCUCCCGCCAGCAACCUUCAAUGGCGAUGGUAUUUUGCGUACGACACAGGUGCACGUCCAUGCGGAUCGGAAGGAAGGCCAGACCUCGAGCGAUAGCGACGACGACCUACCUCUUGCCACACCGGGAAAGGCUUAUUAA
Bacidia gigantensis is the source of this 1167-nucleotide messenger RNA. RefSeq lists its product as uncharacterized. Bases 1 to 1167 code for a protein of 388 amino acids. The transcript is spliced from 4 exons. The record is from RefSeq and is a predicted model, not a curated record. Lineage: Eukaryota; Fungi; Ascomycota; Lecanoromycetes; Lecanorales; Ramalinaceae.